AAAAAGUGGAGAGCUAUCGACACAAAUAGUAGAGACGGCGCGUUAUGUAAAACCCUAUCUUAACCCCGCGAUCGCUCGUCGCUGCAACCAGAGGAAUUCCUCCCGCUUUCAUUUUCCGUAUGCUCUCAUCCGCCUGGAUAUCCUCAAAAUCUUCAAUGUAAACGAAGCACCAACUCCCCAUUCCGUUGUAAUCAAUGGAAUCAAUUCUUACUCCCAACCCUCUUUCUUCCCGACAACUUCUACACAUUUUGCAGCCAUUACCUCACUCCUUCCUCAGACCUCCCAGCCAUCGGCGCCGCCUCCUAUUUCAUGCAGCAGCCGCCACGCCUCCUAGACGGCUCCACCUGCCUCGUCUUAGUCUCUCUUCCCCUUCUUUUCUCAGUCUCCAACCUCAUAAACCUCCCACCAAUAUUGGAAUCUCAGUCCUCGAUGGCGCCUGCAAAACUGCUGCCUUUGUCAUUUUUAUGGCAGCCGUAUCAUUCUUUCCCAUCCCCGCUGCCCGCCUUCGCCCUGCCCUGGCUGCGACAGCCGUGUCCGAGAAGAGCGAGAAAGGUGAGAACUUGACGGACCACGAGUUCUCCGGUUACACUCGAAGACUAUUAUCCGUGGUUUCGGUACUUUUGAGAAGAAUCGAAGAUGUAAAGUCCGGGAAGGGUGAUAUGGAUGGUGUCAAGAAGGCUCUUAAGGAGGUUAAGGCAAGUAGAAAGAAGAUCCAGGAUGAGGUGAUUGGAAAUUUGAAUGCUGAACUGAAGGAGCUAAGGAGUGUGAAUAGGGAACUGACUCGGAGGUCGGAGAAGGUGCUGAAAUUGGCAAGAGCGGCAAUGAAGGCGAGGGACAGUUUGCCAGAUAGCUCCGAAAAUGACCAGGAGAUGAAGGGGAGAGUGGAGGAGUUGGAGAGAAACAUUUCGGAUUUGGAGAAGGAAUAUAAUGAUCUAUUGAUGAAGGUUGGGGAGAUUGAGGAUAGGAUGAUGAGGAGGGAGACUCUAACAUACAGCAUAGCUGUUAGAGAGCUUUCUUUCAUUGAGCAGGAGAGUGAGCUUCUGGUGCAGAGGUUUGGCCGUCGGAUGGCGGAGUUUUCACGUGUAAGUCAACAGAGGAACCCUUCCAUUCAGAUUUCUGGGAAGGACAUUCAGAAAGAAUUAGAAACAGCUCAGAAGGAAUAUUGGGAACAGAUGCUACUCCCAAUGGUUUUGGAAGAUGCUGAUGCUGAAAUGUUAAUAGAUAAUAGUACUAAAGGUUUUCCUCAAAACAUAGUACGAGUGCUUAAAGAAUCACAGCAGAUGCAAAAGAAUCUAGAAGAUCAGAUAAGGAAAGAAUUCAAAAAUUCUGGUGAUGAAAAGCGUUUUCUUUUAAGCACACCAGAAGCAGAAGUUCUCAAGGGUUUUCCUGAAGUUGAAUUGAAGUGGAUGUUUGGGACUAAGGAUAUUGUUAUUCCAAAAUCUGUUCGUGUUCAUUCAUAUCAUGGAUGGAAGAAAUGGCGUGAAGAAGCCAAAGCUAACUUGAAAAAGCAGUUGCUUGACAACAUGGAACAGGGAAAACAAUACGUGGCUCAAAGACAGCAACGUAUUCUCAUAGAUCGGGAGAGGUUGGUAGCUAAAACAUGGUACAAUGAUGGAAAGAAGAGAUGGGAAAUGGAUCCUGUUGCUGUUCCAUUUGCAGUUUCAAAGAAAUUAGUGGAAAAUGCUCGCAUCAGACAUGACUGGGCUGUUAUGUAUGUUGCACUUAAGGGAGAUGACAAGGAAUAUUUUGUUGAUAUUAAGGAGUUUGACCUGCUUUUUGAGGACUUUGGAGGCUUUGAUGGUCUCUACAGCAGGAUGAUUGCAUCUGGUACUCCCACCACCGUUCAGUUGAUGUGGAUCCCAUUCUCAGAUCUAGAUAUGCGUGAACAGUUCUUUUUGAUUACAAGGUUCUCAUCUCAGUGUUUGAUUGGAAUCUGGAACUCUGCUGCUGUUUCAUUUUUGAGGAAACCAAUUUUCUCUGGGAUAAAAAAUAUCACAGAUGAUUUGAUGGUUACAAUUGUUUUCCCCAUUGCGGAGUUCAUCAUUCCAAAGCCUGUGAGAAUGAUCUUAGGUAUGGCAUGGCCUGAGGAAGUAAAUUACGCUGUUGAUUCUACUUGGUUCUUGAAAUGGCAGUCUGAGGCAGAAUUGAAUUACAGAGCUAGGAAGAAAGAUAAUUUCAACUGGUACCUGUGGUUUUUAAUUAGAAGCAGCUUAUGUGGAUUUGUUUUAUUUCAUGUCGUUAAGUUCUUUAAGAGAAAGGUACCAAGCCUUCUUGGAUAUGGACCCUUGAGAAGAGACCCAAACUUAAGGAAAUUGCACAGAUUGAAAUUUUAUUUUAGGUAUAAGAGGAGUAGAAAGAUUCGAAAGAGAAAGGAAGGCAUUGAUCCUAUCAGGUCUGCAUUUGAUCAGAUGAAGAGAAUAAAGAAUCCACCAAUUAAGCUUGAUGAUUUUGCCAGCGUUGAGUCUAUGAGAGAUGAAAUCAAUGAUAUUGUGACAUGCCUACAAAAUCCCACAGCAUUCAGGGAGAGAGGAGCUCGUGCACCGAGGGGCGUUCUCAUUGUUGGAGAGAGAGGAACAGGGAAAACAUCUCUUGCAUUGGCAAUAGCUGCAGAAGCUAGGGUUCCUGUUGUUGAGGUCAAAGCUAGUCAACUAGAGGCUGGACUAUGGGUUGGCCAAAGCGCAUCAAAUAUUAGGGAGCUUUUCCAGGCUGCUAGGGAUUUGGCACCUGUAAUAAUUUUCGUUGAAGAUUUUGAUCUCUUUGCUGGUGUUCGGGGCCAGUUUAUUCACACAAAAAAGCAAGAUCAUGAGGCCUUCAUUAAUCAGCUUCUUGUUGAACUUGAUGGUUUUGAAAACCAGGAUGGCGUUGUUUUGAUGGCCACUACUCGAAAUCUUAAUCAAAUAGAUGAGGCAUUGCGAAGGCCAGGAAGAAUGGACAGGGUAUUGCAUCUGCAAAGACCGACUCAAAUGGAAAGGGAAAAAAUAUUAUUGCUUGCAGCAAAAGGAACUAUGGAUCCUGAUUUAAUGAAUUUUGUUGAUUGGAAAAAGGUUGCUGAAAAAACAGCGCUGCUCAGGCCCAUUGAAUUGAAACUUGUUCCUGUUGCAUUGGAGGGUAGUGCAUUUCGAAAUAAAGUUCUUGACACAGAUGAGUUGAUGGGCUACUGCAGCUGGUUUGCGACAUUUAGUAAUGUUAUUCCCUCAUGGUUAAGAGGAACCAAACUUUUCAAGAGCAUAAGCAUACGUCUGGCAGAUCAUCUUGGAUUGACUUUGACAAGGGAAGACAUGCAAUCGGUGGUUGAUUUGAUGGAGCCUUAUGGUCAGAUAAGCAAUGGAAUAGAACUUUUGACUCCUCCUACUGAUUGGACAAGGCAAGAGAAAUUUCCACAUGCUGUCUGGGCAGCUGGUCGGGGUCUUAUUGCUCUUCUUCUACCAAACUUUGAUGUGGUUGAUAAUAUAUGGCUUGAGCCAGCUGCUUGGGAGGGGAUUGGAUGCACAAAGAUUACAAAGGCUAGAGGUGAAAGCUCUUUAAAGGGAAAUCUAGAGUCGAGGUCUUAUCUUGAGAAGAAGCUGGUGUUCUGCUUUGGCUCAUGUGUUGCAGCGCAGCUAUUACUACCUUUUGGGGAAGAGAAUUUCUUAUCCUCAUCUGAGACUAAACUUGCUCAAGAGAUAGCUACACGCAUGGUCCUUCAGUAUGGAUGGGGCCCUGACGAUAGUCCAGUCAUUUAUGUUACUAGCAAUGCGGUUGGAACAUUAAGUAUGGGAAAUAAGCAUGAGUUUGAUAUGGCUGCUAAAGUUGAAGAGAUGCAUAACUUAGCCUAUGAAAAAGCAAGAAUAAUGCUUCAGAAAAACUAUCAAUUACUUCAGAUUAUUGUGGAACAGUUGCUUGAACGUGAGAAUCUGACAGGAGAGGAAUUGAUCAGUAUAUUUGAGGAAAAUGAUGGAAUUCGUGAGGAAGAGCCUUUCACAAUUCUAAAACAGAAGUAUAAGGAGAUUGCACCGGAAAGGUCUCUUGAAGGUAAUGGCAAUGCAGCAGCUAUAGCAUUUUUGGGUGCAGCCUAAAGAUUCGAGGUCAUGGAGUGAUAAUGAGUUCUCCUUUUGCGUUCAGUCCUGUGAGAAGUCCUUCCCCGAGUUCUCAUUUUAUAUUCAUUAAAAUCUUCAAUCUUACUUUUGGCUGAAAACCAAUUGCAAAAUUUACGCCAAAAGUGGUGAAAAGAAAUUGGGAUUAAGCUUAAUGAUGAUGAUGAAGGCCGGAGGUUUCUAUUAUCUGUAUGCCCUAGAAAGGGCAUGCUUGAUGCUGCCAAUCUCCUUUGUUUUGGUCCUAUAAGGAGAUUUCAUGGACGGAAUUUUCUGUGUGGUGCUAUGAAAGAUAUGGUUUUCAUUAACGUAUUAAUAUAUCAAGAAUAUUUGGGAAGUUUCUGUGUGACAACUAGCAUAUUCAUUCGGCUGGUGACCUCCAUAGGUACAACUAAAGCUUGUGUGGAGUCAGACUGUUUUCACUUGGAAUUUUAUUGAUUUAUGAAUUAUGACUUGUGAUUCUUUUUUGUAAGCCACUUGACAACUUUUGCAUGGUGAUGUAUGGAAUGUCAUCUAAGUUGAUUUUUGUGCUUUUUAUAACGGUUUUUUUUUUUUUCUGAUGCUACCAAGUUCAUGUAAAGCACACACUAGAUUGUUUUUUGUGCUCAUCUAAUUUUUAUGGCUUUUUCUA
Messenger RNA from Dendrobium catenatum, 4701 nucleotides. Its product is annotated as probable inactive ATP-dependent zinc metalloprotease FTSHI 5, chloroplastic. Lineage: Eukaryota; Viridiplantae; Streptophyta; Magnoliopsida; Asparagales; Orchidaceae. The transcript is spliced from 20 exons. Gene Ontology annotation, biological process: regulation of apoptotic process; proteolysis. Gene Ontology annotation, molecular function: ATP-dependent peptidase activity; ATP binding; metalloendopeptidase activity. Gene Ontology annotation, cellular component: chloroplast thylakoid. Bases 195 to 4055 code for a protein of 1286 amino acids. The record is from RefSeq and is a predicted model, not a curated record.